AUGCGUCCCCCCCACGUCAAGUUGUUCUUACACUCCAAUCUCCCUCCACCUCCCUCAUCAGCUAUCAAUGGGCCAUUCAUGAUUGUCCCUUCAGCGAGGCGCGUAACAGGCCGGGCCUGGGCCUUGGCUGGUAGUUACGGCUUCACCCGCCCCCGAACGUUACGAAAAUAUAGCUCUGAAGUCGCGUCGCAGAGCGAACCAUCUGCCGUCAAGAAACGCCCCCAGUUUCACGAUUACUUCGUUACGCAUUUACCGUCGUCCUCACUCCAUCCGGACCCUCGAGGACCAACCUCUCCCUUUCACAAACUACCUCGUUCGGCCUCAAUACCACAUGUCGGCGAUACAUCGCACUCGCCGACGGCAUUCCAGAAUCUGGUAGACCGUGACAUGACAGUGGUCCGAAUCCCGCUUCGCAGCGCCAAGCAUCACUUCGGAGCCGUCACUGCUCGCGGCACACGGCCCAGGAACGAAGAUACAUACCAAGCCGGCGUCAUCGAUAUUCCUGCCUUCGCGAAGCGGCCACCGGCGUCAAUUACCAUCAAUCGAUCCAACAGGCGAAACCCCGCACCCUCUUUGCGCGAGUCGCGAGCCGCGGACACGGCCAAUGGGGAUCCGCAAGUCUUUUAUUUCGGAAUUUUUGACGGGCAUGGCGGAUCCGAGUGCAGUACAUUCUUGCAGGAAUAUCUUCACGAAUAUAUUCAGAACUCAGCUGCAGAUUUCGAGCUACAAUCGAGUCUUCGUACAAACCAACAACGGGUGAGUUGUGGGGAAGCCGCAGCAAGCUCAGCUCCUACCGGUUCCCUUCCGGUGAUGCAGGAGGCCAACCGAAAACGCAUUGGAGAUCUGGAGAAGAACCUCGUCCAGAAUUGGCGCCGACUGGUUGGCGGUUAUUUCAAGAGAUUCAAACCGCCUCAGUUCACCUACUACGGGCCCGACACUUCCACGGAUACCGCAUCUAAAGGCUAUGUCGCCAUUGAGGAGGUCAUGGAGUAUGCUUUCUUGCGUGCCGACUUGGAUUUUGUCAAGGCGCAGGCAGCCAAGCGCGAUGACGAUCUUGCUCAAGCGGAGAAGCCGUUAAACGAGGAUGAAAUUCUCCACAGUCCUAGCUUGACCCGAACUCCGAAGAUCGGUGGCCGGUCGCGAUUCAAGGGUGGAAGUACCGGCAGUAUUGCCCUGAUUUCAACUCCCAGCCCAACGCCUUUUUGGCACCCAGCCGGCCCGUCGAGUUUGCUCGUGGCCCACGUGGGCGACACUCGGGUUUUACUCUGUUCGACUCUGACCGGUCAAGCUAUCCCACUCACUUCCAAUCACCACCCGUCCUCACCUAUAGAGGCAGGACGACUGCGCCGCUACGCCGCCACAUUCGUGACCGAUUCAUUCGGCGAGGAGCGCAUGAGCGGACUAGCUAACACCCGCGCAUUCGGCGAUGUCCAAUCCAAGCGCAUUGGCGUCUCCGCCGAGCCUGAGCUCUGUCGCGUCGAAAUGGCCCCCGCCGAGUUUUCAUUCAUGGUCAUGGUCUCUGAUGGUAUCAGCGGCACCCUGCAAGACCAGGAGAUCGUCGAUAUUGUCAAAGAAGCUCGAACUCCUGAACAAGGCGCGCGCGAUGUGGUCAGCUUUGCUACCGAGGUGACCAGAGAAGGCGAUAAUGCUACUUGCCUGGUCAUUCGACUCGGUGGUUGGGAGCGACGAUUGGAAGGUGGCGUGGGUAGUUUGGGAACCAAGGAGUCUCGCGAGUGGCGGCGACAGGAUGCCACCGAUCCGCGCAGGUCACGGACGUGA
Molecule: messenger RNA, 1779 nt
Organism: Penicillium daleae
Lineage: Eukaryota; Fungi; Ascomycota; Eurotiomycetes; Eurotiales; Aspergillaceae
Gene: ptcA
Product: type 2C protein phosphatase PTC6
Exons: 2
Coding region: 1-1779 (592 amino acids)
Biological process (GO): protein dephosphorylation
Molecular function (GO): protein serine/threonine phosphatase activity; cation binding
Source: RefSeq, a predicted model, not a curated record